GGGUGAAGUUCAAUAUACAAUGGCAGAAAAACCUUUGACAGACUGGGACAGUGGUCUUUGUGACUGCUUUGAGGAUGCACGUACUUGCUGCUAUGGAUUCUGGUGCUGCCCCUGUCUUGCCUGCACUGUUUCAGGAAGAUUUGGAGAGAACAACUGUCUCCCUUUAUGUGAUAUAUGUGGCUCUGGUGUAUUAGCAGCCUUUGGGAUACCUGUUUGUGUUCCUCCUGCAGUUUUGUCUGUAAGAGCUGCCAUGCGAAACAGAUAUGGCAUCAAGGGCUCUCUCUGUAAGGACAUUGCAAUUUCCUGUUUCUGUGAGUGGUGCUCCUGGUGUCAGAUGCAUCGUGAGUUAAGGCAUCGCAAGAAAACCCCGACUGUCAUCAACAUACAGAAUAACACUGUUGUCAACAUGCAGCCUAUUCCAACUUUUCAGCCAGGAGUGAUGAUGCUGCCUGCACAACCAGUUGCAACUGGUUUCAUGUCUCAACCAACAGUGGUCGUUCAAACAAAGUAACACUCGUAGAAAUCUGAUGCUGCUCAGAGU
Molecule: messenger RNA, 541 nt
Organism: Maylandia zebra (zebra mbuna)
Lineage: Eukaryota; Metazoa; Chordata; Actinopteri; Cichliformes; Cichlidae
Source: RefSeq, a predicted model, not a curated record